Molecule: messenger RNA, 5840 nt
Organism: Pleuronectes platessa (European plaice)
Lineage: Eukaryota; Metazoa; Chordata; Actinopteri; Pleuronectiformes; Pleuronectidae
Gene: piga
Product: phosphatidylinositol glycan anchor biosynthesis, class A
Exons: 9
Coding region: 3899-5389 (496 amino acids)
Biological process (GO): GPI anchor biosynthetic process
Cellular component (GO): glycosylphosphatidylinositol-N-acetylglucosaminyltransferase (GPI-GnT) complex
Molecular function (GO): phosphatidylinositol N-acetylglucosaminyltransferase activity
Source: RefSeq, a predicted model, not a curated record
ACUCUAUUCUGUCGCAACAAAGACCAUCAAUGGUUUCACUUUCUCCCACACCGCUCACAGAAGACGUGUGUGGACGGCUCGCUUCUGUUCCCUGAAGACUGGGAUUUUCCAACACUUACACAACUUUUUGACGGAUCUUAACUUUUAAUCAAAGGAAUCAAACAACACAGCACAGAUUGGAGUCAUGUUUACAGCUUCAUCGGUUAACAUGAGAUGCUUACUGGGAGUGUUUAUGGUGUUAGCUGUCUCAGCGAAUAAAGAUGAGAACAUCGAAGGCGUCGCAGGAAAAGAUGUGCUUCUGCCAUGCAACUGCCCACGCAGUACCCUGAAAAUAGAAUUGCACUGGCAAAUGGAACCAUCCGUACUUGUGAUUUACCAAGGCGACUUGGUUGGAACAUACAAGGGCAGAGCCAUCAUAUUUCUGAAUGAUAGAGAGAAGAGCGGCAACUGCUCUCUUCGCCUGGUCAACAUCACCACAAAUGAAACGGGAAGAUACAGAUGCAGUUUCUUUCAAGAAGGAGUGUACAAGAAAUUUUUCAUAAACCUCACAGUGUCUGGUAGUGCAACUCAAACCCGUGUCGAAACAACAUCAAACGGCUGCAUUCGAUUCUUCAAAAUCAUCCCCACUAUGUUGCUGCUCGGAUUUUGCCUGGUCUGUGGUGCCAUGGUGAGAGAGUAAGUCAUUAAAUCAACCUGGACUCUUCUGUGUUGAUCGGUCAAACUUUUUAUUUGAUAACAAGGACAAGAGAAGAGGAGGGUCACAACUUCUGUGCUGAAUUCUAAUGUGGAAACAGUUUCACCUGAACUGUGGUUAGUAAUGAAUGUGGUUUCAAGCUCAUGCGGAGGCUGUUUCCAGACAGGUUUCAUCCUGUAUCCAGCCACAGAUGGAUUUUUGUCAACUGUUAAAAGAGAAAGAGGAAGAGAGGGUAAUGUGUCUGACCUUGAACUUGUACGUUUAAAUGUAUUUGGUUACAUCUCAGGUAUAACCAAAAGCAAAGAAUUGUGAAAAAUCCUCUUUCAACUAAAAACAACUGCUGUAGUUCCUGUAGCAUAUGACCAACAGUGAAACUUCAUAUUAAAAACAAGUACUAACUACAAAGGCAACAGCAUACCUCCGACAAGGCCCAUAGUCCUCUCAAAUUCAAUCAAGCUGCACCAAAUUUUACACACUCAUGGAUUAUAGCCCCCCAAAUACUGCAGAAUUUAUUCAUCAAGAUCCAUUCAAUAUUUUCUGGAUAAACUUGGAAAUUGUUGAAAAACGCUCUCACAAUGUUGAAAAAAUGUAGUUAAAUCGUGGAUGUGACCACUGAUUCUGAUCCACCUUAAAUCUCCAUGGGUUUUUCACUGAGACAUCCUUCCACCGAGUAUCUUGGAAGUCUGUCCAGUUGUCUUUUUGUAAUUCUCUUAACAAACCAACACAAAAUGCCUUGACAGAGGUAAAUCACACAUUAUUUGCGAAACCAUAUGACGUAUGAUGUAUUCUAAAAGGAUUCCGAUGGAGUUACAUACUUAAUAGGUAGUGUGACAAUCUUGAGUAAAUCACAAUUGCUUUCUCUGUGUUUUCAGUCUUUAUGUUCUCAAUGUUGUUCAUCCUUACAGAAUAACUGAAAUGUGAUCCAUUUGGUGAUUUAAUACUUUCUGUCAUUAAUUACAUGUGAAAAAAAUAUUAUUACAGAGAUUUACUAUAUAAGUAUAUUAAUAUGGUUUUGUUUGGAACAACUGUAUAAAAUAUUCACUGCAUAUUAUGAACACAAUAUUUUCGAUGUUUUAUAAUUGUACCAUCUACAGCAAAUACGGUGUUUUCGAUCCAUUUAUUGGGGGUUUUCUUCAUAAGGUCCUAUGACAGGCACUUUCUUUGUUUUACACCAAUCAACCAUGGCAUUAAAACCUGUCACUUGAAAUUGUGGCUGAGGGGUGCUCAAGGAUAUGUUCUGCUGAAAUCUGUUCUUCUGUAACAUGUGACCGGCAGGUUGAUUUGAAUGUUGUUGCUUUGCUGGAUUUGUUACACCUUUGUAAAUAAACAGGUUAAUGUAAUUUUAUGUAAUAUGUAGUAGGUUUUGGACGGAGCCCCAGUGGCAUGUUUGAUCAUAUCAUUCAACCCUGAGAACUGUAAAAUAAUCAGGAAUCUGAAGCAAGAUGGAGGAGAGGGACUUGCAAUAAUAUGUGACUUUUUUUUUCAUUUUUAAAAGUCCGGAAGUAAGCCUACUGUUCCUUGGAAAUACGUUGGAAGGAAAGCAUAAUAAUCCUUUCACCCAUAUGACCUCAUUUUGAGUCUGUGAUGUGUGCCAAUCACUUAAAAGUCUUGGCCAAAUAUUUCAUCAUAUUGGCAAUCAGUCACUCUGUUGUUGGAGUUCCAACAUGCUUAUUGCUGGUUCAGGGAAUGUGCACAGACAACAACUACAAACUUAAUUUUUUUUAGCUGAAAGAGUGUGAACUUUCAGCAGUUUGUUUUUACAGAUUUGUGAGCGAGAGAGAGAUAACCGGUACGGCAUCAAAUAAACAUAUUCGUGUUGGUUUUCCGCAUUAUCUACCAGAAAUUCGCGCAGACAUUCCCCUGUACCACCAUGAGGGCCAAUAUAUGCAAGAUAAGUUCAUUAACUGAAAGUAAAUAAACAAAGGCUGGUUCAAAAAAUUUAAGUUUAGAACACUGAUUUCAUUUAUUUUCUAUUUUUUUCAGCAGCCACAUGCAUAUUAUUACAUUACCUUACAUUUACAUAUAAAGUAAAUCGUUUUGGGAAAUACACAUUCACAAAACAUGAACAGAUGAUAAUGGGGUGAUCGAGGACAAUGGUCUCUCAACUGUAAAGAAUGUCGGUUCCCUGAGAAGCCCCCAAUGUCAAAUCACAUAAUGAAUAAAUGGUUAUUGUUGAUUGCUGAUGAUUGAAAUUUUAUUGGUUUCUUAAAACAUGAUACACAUUUAAUAUAAUGUUUUAAAUCAAUAUUACUGUUUCUUUAUUUAAGAUAAUGUUCUUUAUGAAAUAAAUAUGGCUUUACAUGUUAAUAUAAAUUAUGACAUUUUUAGGAAUAAUAUACAUUUUCUUGUUCAUUUUCUCAUUAUACUUUUUACAAUCGGUUAAUAUUGCCCCUGGUGUGCUUAAAGCAAGGUGAUUUAGGCUUCUUUUUUUUAAGUCUGACACAAGUGUCCCAGAUGAUCAAAUUCAGGCAGAAUUUUAUUUAUGGCAUAAAGAACACUAACAGCUAUGGCAUGUCUCCUUUUAUUAUGAUAUCCUGAUAUCUUCUUCUUGAUUGGUUGGAAAACAUAUUAAGGAAUAGAGAAAUGAAUAAUAUGUUGAUCUAAUAUGUAAAACAAAUAUCGGAAGAUUAGCCAAAUACAAAUAUAAUUUGCAUCAGGAAGUCCCUAAAUGCAUAUUUACCCAUUAAAGAACUUAAAUAAUUGUUACCGAAAGCAUGCUGUCCCACAUGAUCAACAUGACUGAUCAUGUGGUCGAGCCGAAAAAUGUUUUGGAAAAAUAAGUGAAAAACAUUUUAAACAACUCCAUAGACAUACAUUAUUAUUAUGUUGUUGUUGUUGUUGUUGUCCUGUUUUACUGCACACCUAAUUCCUAACUUCAACACAGAUAAUUAUUUACAGAAGUUGAAAUAGUAUGCAAUAUUAUUCCUGAAUCGAGUUUACGCUUUAAAGGUACUUACUGAGAAUAAAAUCGGUGCUCAUCAACCAAAACGUAAAGGAACGCCCAGUAGACGUGCUACGUCAUCACUGCGUCUGACGUUGUGAGAUAACAGGAAGUAACACGGGCGGCUACGGAGCUAGCUCGAGGCUAGUGAGCAGAAAUGAAUCUGAACCUAAUACGUAGUUCUGUGUGUUUUCACAGGCCGGAACAAGAGUGACGUUUUAUCCACGUACUGGUGCAGUGCACAUCCACACAAGGAAUCUGCCAUGGGCCAACGGAGGAGAGCGGCAGCUUUGAGCAAUCCUUCAUCUCAGGGAAAAUCUGGAGCUCCUGCAGAGUCUGUCAGGGUCCUCAACAGGAAGCACAGCAUUUGCAUGGUGUCCGACUUCUUCUAUCCAAAUAUGGGAGGAGUAGAAAGUCACAUUUACCAGCUUUCCCAAUGUCUGGUUGAAAAGGGACACAAGGUGGUAAUCGUCACCCAUGCCUAUGGAAGGAGGAAGGGUCUUAGGUACCUGACCAAUGGACUUAAGGUCUACUACCUUCCCCUGCAGGUGAUGUACAACCAGUCCACAGCCACUACCUGUUUCCACAGUCUCCCACUGCUGCGCUGUGUGUUCUUCAGAGAACGCAUCACUGUGGUGCAUGCACACAGUUCGUUUUCUGCUCUGGCCCAUGAUGCACUGUUCCACGCCAAGACCAUGGGCCUGAACACGGUAUUCACUGACCACUCACUCUUUGGCUUCGCUGACAUCAGCUCUGUGCUGACCAACAAGCUCCUGACUGUGACGCUGUGUGAUACCAACCACAUUGUGUGUGUGUCGUACACCAGUAAAGAGAACACGGUGCUCCGAGCAGCGCUCAACCCAGAGAUAGUAUCUGUUAUUCCCAACGCUGUUGACCCUUUGGAUUUUACCCCGGAUCCCUCCCAGCGCCCAGACGACAGAAUCACCAUUGUCGUCAUCAGCCGUCUUGUCUACCGCAAGGGAAUCGAUCUUCUUGGUGGCAUAAUCCCAGAGCUCUGCCUCAAACAUCCAGAUCUGCACUUUCUAGUUGGUGGAGAGGGGCCGAAGAGAAUUGUGUUGGAGGAAGUGAGAGAGAAGUACCAGCUGCAUGACAGGGUGCGUCUUCUUGGCGCGUUGGAGCAUAAAGAUGUCUGCAGCGUUUUGGUGCAGGGUCACAUCUUCCUCAACACAUCACUGACCGAAGCGUUCUGCAUGGCCAUUGUGGAGGGAGCCAGCUGUGGACUUCAGGUGGUCAGCACCCGUGUCGGCGGCAUUCCUGAAGUGUUACCUGAAGAUCUGAUCACCCUGUGUGAGCCCACUGUUGGCUCGCUGUGUGCUGGCCUAGAAACAGUUAUCGCCCGGCAGCGGUCCGGCUCUGUCCCCUCCCCCGCAUCCAUCCAUUCACGUGUGCAGACCCUCUACACCUGGAGAAACGUUGCAGAGAGGACUGAAAAAGUCUACGACAGAGUGGCUGGAGAGGAGGUGCUGCCUUUGGACAGACGGUUACGGAGACUUAGGGCUCACUGCGGCCCCGUAGCCGGCUCCAUCUUUGCAUUCGUGGCUGUUGUAGACUUCCUCUUCCUGCUUCUCCUGCAGUGGUGGUUGCCAGAUCGGUUCAUGGACAUCGCCGUGGACGCCACCGGCCCUCACGGACUGUGGAGGCAUGAAACGAGCAGUAAAAAAGAAACCCAUUCUAAAAGAUCUGCGGAACCAGAAGCAGAACUCCAUCACUCUAUACCUCCGUCUCACUCCUAGCUGCAACUACUAAAUGCUGAAUGUGCUCACGGUAACUCCAAACACUGUUUACAUUUACUUAUCAAAGGGAUCUUGUUUGAAAGCAUUCUAUUUAAGAUUUUAUUUUUAUAUUUACAAAUUAAAAUGGAAAUCUGCAGGAGCCCGAGCGACUGUAAUAAGCACUUUUUUGAUUUGGUAAACACAUUAUAAAUAGCACUGACCAGGGUGAGUAAAAGGGCUUAUAAAUUGUACUCUUACCGUUUCAUUGUUCUAAACUGCAGUGAAUUAUUUCCAGUGUACUUUUUAUGUUUAGUGCAAAUUUGUAUUUAUUUUAUUUUGAUACCACUAAUUUUACUCCGGUUUAUCUUUUCUCUCCUUUGCGAUUUACUGAAUAUUAAACCCGGGAGUUUUCUAAGACGAUUGUGUGACUACCAGACGUCCCACUCCAGAAAAUAAAGUGUACUUUAAUUCA